GUUGAGAAAAAAGGACGCUGCAACAAAUUGGUGCUCUUUCAUAAGGCACGCAUUAACUUUCCUGUUUUGACCUUUAAUCAAAUUGUUUAAACAGUCAGAAUUCCUUUUCUCCCUUGUUUGCCGGGUUUUGAAGCUAGUUUGAGGGAUUUAUGGGUAUCAUCCAACUGCGAUUUUUUUUUUUUCCUUUCAUAUGACAAAUUUCUCUUAUAGGAAUUGAAGUUAAAAAUAAGUAAUUAUAGGGAUGUAUCACUUGAACCUUACCAGAUUCUGUCAGCAUGUAUAAUCUUAAAGUAUUGUUUCCUAAUUUCUUAAUUGUUGAAAGUAGGGCCUUGUUUGGUCUCUAGGAUUGGAAUGGAAUGGACAAACUACCAUAUUCAGGGUAUAUUAAAGAUAGAGGUGAAUGAUUUUUCAUGUUGAGGUGAUUAGAAGGGGGAUAUGGAAAAUAAUCCCUUCUGAUCCUUACCAUUUUGGCAGAUUGAAAUGGAAAAUAAUCCAUCUCAUACCUUCAAGUAAGCCACAAUUUUUUCAUUUCUUUCAUCAACAUACCUUGAGUAUAGUGGGUUGUCCAUUUCAAUCCAAUCUUAGAGACCAAAUGAGACCACAAUUUUUUCAUUUCUUUCCUGAACAUACCUUGGAUAUAGGUUUAUAUAUAUAUCAACAUGCUUCAAACAUCUUAAUUUACAAGUUUCUUCUGUUUACCACUUUUAUUUAUAGGUUACAUGCCUUGGUAACAUUGCACGGAACAUAGAUAAAAUUGGAAAGUUUCAUGUCUAUAAAUUAAGAGCCAUGUACCGAAAAAGUUAAUAUCUAUACCUUUAACAUUGCACAUAUGCUGCCUAAGCUGUUUUAGCGAAAAAGUUCAUGUCGGUACGAGGGGCUUUUCGGAAAACCAGAGAUUAGAUAUUUCCCUUAUUUGUCUUCCUGUUUAAAUUAUGAGCCAUGUAUUAAAUUUUCUCAACCUUUAAGAUGUUUGCAGCUUCCUUACCAUGAGAUUACACUUGAGGCUGCACGGCCUGAAGUGUUCAUUGACCAUAAAGGAAAGUACUAGGAUGUGCCUGAGUCAAUUUCCUUAGAUAUGUCAUCACUUGUCUCCGAAUCUGGAUGUGUACAUAAAAACGGUGGUCAUCCCCAGACAGUUAAUUCCAUAGUUGGUGAAGCACCUAUUUCUCUAAUGCCUGGAUUCUGCGCAAACGCUGCCUUUUCUUUUGAAAAAAGCCAAGAUCUUUGGAGGCAAAAUGAGACACAAAAAGACAUCAUGAUACAGAAAGAAAAGGGUUGGUGUUGGCGGCCAUCUUAUGAUAUGCGUCUUAAAGAAUCUCAUGCUGCAGUAUCUGGAAUCUUUGGUGGAAGCUGCACUGCCUGGUUUCAGGAUGGGUACAACCCAGUGGCAGUUGAUAUGAGGGGAGACAAGGGCAAUUUUAGGAGCAAUAAGAAGAGAAGUCCAUUCCAUGCUGAUUUUUUCGGCUGUCUCUGUUAUACUUUCCAGCACGGAAAAUUUAGAGAGCUCUAUGGUGAUCCGACCAGGAUUGACACUCGCCUGGAUAUUUGUUCAGCUUCAGCUUUGGCUAAAAGGGUGAUUAAUGGUUUGAAGAGUUCCUCUGCUAAUAGUGCAACAGAUCCGAUGUCCUCCCCUAGGAUCAAUCUAAUCUUUCAGCACCAGAUUUAUGGGUCAAUCGUCUUUAGACCGGAUUCCAGGGUUGCACUCGACUCUUUGUGCUGGAAACACGCCCCACAUAUUGAGGAUUUCAUAUACAGCUUGAGCUACUCCUUGAGACUUUUAAGAACAGGGAAGGUCGUUGCUUGAUAUUCCCCAAAAAGAAAAGAAGGGAUGAUUGAGUUGCGCUUAUUUUGAGUUUUAACUCCCGAUUUUCAUUUACAUGUUGGAAAUGUAUGUUUUGAUGUGUAUUCCAUUUAGGUAAUUUAGCUAGACAGUAGAAAGCGAGAAGGCUUCCGGUUCAGAAUGUAGUUACAAAGAUUUGAGUAAUACUGUUUUUAUUGAUCGAAGGGAACAGAUUGUCAUCUGCGAGCAAAUAGUAAUUCUGUGUUUAUUGAUCAAA
Molecule: messenger RNA, 2057 nt
Organism: Malus domestica (apple)
Lineage: Eukaryota; Viridiplantae; Streptophyta; Magnoliopsida; Rosales; Rosaceae
Source: RefSeq, a predicted model, not a curated record